Ostrea edulis (European flat oyster) is the source of this 660-nucleotide messenger RNA. Its product is annotated as 5-hydroxytryptamine receptor 3A-like. The transcript has a single exon. Gene Ontology annotation, cellular component: membrane; neuron projection; synapse. Gene Ontology annotation, molecular function: transmembrane signaling receptor activity; neurotransmitter receptor activity; monoatomic ion channel activity. The coding region runs from base 1 to 660 and encodes 219 amino acids. Lineage: Eukaryota; Metazoa; Mollusca; Bivalvia; Ostreida; Ostreidae. Gene Ontology annotation, biological process: monoatomic ion transmembrane transport; nervous system process; regulation of membrane potential. The record is from RefSeq and is a predicted model, not a curated record.
AUGAAUGAAGAUUAUUCUUUGGUUGAUACAUCAUACGGAACAUACAAUGGUGAAUGGAGUCUGGUGUCUACUAAGAAUAAAAUUCAAAGUAGACAAGAUGAGAAUAACCAGUCUUUGGACUACGCUCUGGAUUUUACAAUAAAGAUACGACGGCGUCCUACGAUAGCGAUUCUUACGGUAAUGUUUCCCAUCAUCACACUCUCUAUUAUAAACGUUUUCUGCUUCGUGCUUCCUAUUGCAGAUGGUGAAACAAUCGGAAUGUCAAUGGCUAUUUUUCUUACAUUUGCAGUGUAUGCUACCUUGUUGAGUGAAACCAUGCCAUCAUCCGCCGAUAACAUUUCAUGGUUCAAUAUCUACGUUACAACACAGGUUAUUCUCAGCGCCGUUACAAUUAUCUUGCAAUCCAUUGUACUUCGUAUUUACAACCAGGAUCCGCAAAAUGAUGAGUAUGAGAGAGAAGUUGAUAUAUCUGGAUAUCGUCUGAAGACUACCACAGAAGGAACAAGGAAACAUAAUCCAGCUGUCGGGUCAAAAGAACCCACUACAAUCAAAACACGUAACAAUAAAGAUAUUGCCUUGAGAAUGGAGAACGUGUUCAUGGUAUGCAGCAUUUGCAUUAAUUUUGUGUCGUUGUGUCUCCUGUUUGCAAACAUUCUGUGA